Paramecium primaurelia is the source of this 2593-nucleotide messenger RNA. The record is from the annotation of a GenBank genome assembly. NCBI's taxonomy places the organism in Eukaryota, Ciliophora, Oligohymenophorea, Peniculida, Parameciidae.
AUGAGAAUUUGCAUCAUCAUAUUCUGUACUUUAGUAUUUUUGAAUAAUGCACAAUUUGUUGAGACAUUCAGAUAUUAUGAUGGAAGUAUUUGAGUAUCAUCAAUUUUAACUAGACAAAUUAACUGUGAAUUUUGAAAACAUAAAUCCAGGAGAUUAUUAUAAGAAUCAAACAAGUCCAAUUUACCCUAAUUUCACAGUAGAAGUGAUUGAGGAUGGAAAGAAUCAACUUACACUUCGUAUUCUAAACCCUUUAGAUACAUUUGAAAUACCUCAUGAGUUCCCAUUUCCAUAUACUAAAUCUGAUAGUGCUCAUGGUGAAUAUGAUUAUUCAGUGAAUGAAGAUGGAACAUUUUUCUCUGUUUCUAGAUAUGAUGGAGUAUUUCUCAUAAUAAAUAUUAGUCCCCUGUAUUCACUAUCACAAAUGCUACUGUUCUCUCUUUGUUGUACUCUGAAUUACAUACAGAAUUAUUAUCAGAAGAUAUUUUCGGAUUUGGAGAAAGACGUCUAAAUUCAUUUAGAAUUCCUAAGGGAGAAUUCUCAAUUUGGAAUCAUGACUUUUGGGAAUUUGAUACUCAAGUAGGAUUUUCACUUUAUGGUACUCAUCCAGUUGUCUUAUAAAGAUAUAAUUAAUAAUAUCAUAUAGUAUUGCUAAGAUCAAGCAGACCUAUGACUAUGGAAAGAACAGAUGAUGAACUCAUCUACAGAAUUACAGGUGGACAACUUGAAUUCAAAAUAUUUAUAGGUAAGAAGAAUCCAAAAGAAUUGAUCAAAUAAUAUCAUUAAUAUUUAAAUGGUUGGGAAUUACAUCCAUUCUGGUCAUCUGGAUGGCAUCAAAGUAGAUGGGGAUAUUAAAAUACUUCUGUAAUUUAGGAUGUGAUUUAAAAUUAUAAAGAAUCAAAUAUUCCAUUAGAAGUUAUAUGGACUGAUUUAGAUUAUAUGUAAGAUAGAAAAGAUUUUACUUUAAAUGAAGAAGCUUAUCCAAGAGAAGAUAUAUAGAAUAUAACUGAUAGAACUUAACCAGAUGGAGUACAUUGGGUUCCUAUUGUAGAUCCUGGUAUUGCAGUAGAUAGUGAUUGUGGAAGAGAUUUAGUAGAAUCAGGAGCUUAUAUUAAAAGUAAUAGAUAAUCUUAAACACCAUAUCUUGGUAUGGUUUGGCCUGGAGAUGUCUAUUUUACUGAUUUUAAUCAUCCAAAUGCAUAUGAGUUAUGGUAUAAAUGUCAUAAAGAUUGGUUCACAAACUAUUAAAUUGCACCAAGUGGUAUAUGGAUUGAUAUGAAUGAAUUGGCAAAUUUUAGAGAUGGUGAGAAAGUUAAAGGUCCAAAAUUGAAUGAUGAUAUAUUUGAAUUGAAAGAUUUACCUUGGGAUGCAAUGGGAACAAUGACAUUAGAGGGUCAUACAAUUGCUAUUGAUGCAUUACAUGAAGGAUAAGGAGUUUAUUUUAAUGUUUCAUCAAAAUAUAUUCCAGAAUUAGAUUUCCAUAAUUUUAAUGGUUUUCUUGAACAAAUUGAAUAAAGAAAAUUAUUAUAAGAAAUUUAAAAUAAAACUUUAAUCUUUUAAUUGAGUAGAUCAUCAAUUUUUGGAAGUGGUAGAUUUUCAGCUAUUUGGUUUGGAGAUAAUGCAUCUACUUGGGCAUGGUUACGUUCAUCAAUUUAUUAAAUGUUUAAUUUCAAUCUUUUUGGAAUUCCAUUUGUUGGUGAUGACAUUUGUGGAUUUAAUUAGGAUACUACUCCUUAACUUUGUGCAAGAUGGAUUUAAUUAGGUGCUUUUUAUCCAUUUGCAAGAGAUCAUAAUGCCUUAGGAUCAUAAGACUAAGAGCCAUAUCUUUAUGAAAUUACUAAGAUAUCUGCUCAAAAUAGUAUUUAACUAAGAUAUGAGUUUUUAAAAUAUUACUAUUAUUUAUUCAUAUCAUAAAGAGAUUCAACUCUUUAAGCAGGAUCAGGUACUAUUGUAGAUCCAUUAUGGUUUAAAUAUUAAAGUGAUCCUCAAACUUUUAAUAUUGAAACUCAAUUUCAAAUUGGAAAUAUUAUAGUUAAUCCAGUUGUUGAUGAAUAAACUGAUUCGUCUCUUGAUUAUACUGAAUUAUAAUUCUAUGUUCCUUUAGGUGCUAAUUGGGUAUCUUUAGAAAAUGGUUAAAGAAUUCCAAAUGGUUGGAAUACAAUCAAUAGAACUUUUACUGAUAAUGCAUUUUUAGCACUUGAAGCAGGAUCUGUAAUUUAACAUAGUAAUGCAACAGGAGUAAUGAGAUUAAGAGAAAUGUCAUCAGAUAUUGAUUUGAUUGUUGUUUUGAAUGAAGUAUAAUAAUAAUUUUAUCAAUAUUUAGUUUGGUUAAGCCAGUGGAUCAUAUAUGUCUAUUAGAGAUUAUGAUAAUGAAGAGACUAUAUUAUAGAGAUGUUGGAAUGAUGAAUAUACUUGUAUAAGAGAAAUAUCUGUCAAAACAUUUAAGGAUUCUUUAUUAUUUACUAACACUAAGGCUAAAAAUGAUAAUAGUGAAGAAAUUAAUAUAAAGAACAUUAUCAUUUAUAGAAAUCAAUAGAUAUUGAGAGUGGAAAUUAAUGUUUCUUCAUUUACAUAAAGUUGGUAAAUCAAUUUAUGA